GGGCAUUACCAUUAAAUCAUUAAUUACUACGGAGUUGUCAUACUAGUUGUAAGCACGAAGUAUAAUUUAUAAAAGGGGAAGAAUUGAAGGUGAGACGCGUACUACAUCCGAUCCCCCUCUUAAGUCUCAACCAAAAACUCAAAAAGUCAAUCUCAUCUGAAAACAUCCAUGUCUCUGGAAAUGGAUGAAGAGCUUGAGAGAGCAGCAGACAGUGGAGAUGUGGAGUUCCUUAGAAAAUGCAAAGCCUCUAAUAAACCCAACGAAUACUACCUGUCUUUCAAUGGUAUGAAUAUAUUUCACAUGGCAGCAGAGAAUAACAGAGAAGAUUUUAUUAGAGAAGCAAUUAGUAUGUUACCUCCCGAAGACGUACACCAACUCCUCAUCCAACCAGAGGAAGAAACAAGAUUGUUUAACCCUCUUCAUCACGCAUGCUACAUCGGUAAUGUAGAGAUAGUAAAGAUGUUUCUAGAAGUUUACACAUCUUUAUCUGAUAUUUCUGAACGACCUUGGUUACUCAAGGAUAACCAAGGAAGUAGCCCUUGCCAUAUAGCUGUUUAUAGUUUUCACGAGGAAUGUGCGUUGGAAGUAUUAAAAAUGGAUAUGGAGUUGAUUGCUAAUAUGCCUAGUAAUCGUGGCUGCCCUUUACUUUACGAAGCUGUAGUUUGUAAGUUAGGCAAAUUAGCUUUGGAGAUGUUGAAUUCCCCUCAUUCUUUUCCUUGCAACGGGAACGACGGCUACACUCCUUUCCACUCGAUUCAUUUUUUUGAUCGCUCAGAAGAAGCAACAGAAAUCUUUCGACUAUUACUUCAAAAAGGGUCGGAGCUACUUGAACAACAAAAUGACAAUGGAUUUUCAAUAUUCCAUUUAUGGGCAUCUGAGGGUAAAUUGUGGCCAUUCAAAUAUCUUCUAGAAAGCCAUGUUACUAUUCCAAAUGUUAAGGGGAUUUUCGCACACUUGAUCUCUUUAACAAACAUAUAUGGUGACAAUCCUUUACAUAAUCUGGCUGAAACUACCUCCAAUGAAGAAGUUGCUAUUGAAAUAGCAAAGUUGCUCAUAGAUAUAUACAAAGAAGAAGCAUCUGAUCUUUCAGAAGAUCUACCUCCAUGGUUAGUGGAGGACAAUGAUGGUGAUACACCUUUGUCUUUGGCCAUAGCUCGUCAGUACGAAAAGUUUGCACUAUAUAUCUUGUCAAUUGAUGAAAAUGCAGUUAUUGAAACCCAGAAGAAUGUUUUGUUCUUGGCUAUCGAGAAGGGAUGACAUAAAGUUGCGGAAAAAAUUCUAGAGAUAGUGGAUGCCAAAGAUUGGAAUCAACUUCUUACUAAUGAUCAUCAGAAUGUUUUGCAUCUUGCACCGUUAUGCACAAAUGACUUUUGUGCACGACUUAUCGAAAGACAUCCGGAGUUACUCACAAGAGUAGACAAAGGAGGGGUUUCAGUAUUACAAAAUUGGAUAAUAAAAAAUGGUGAAAUGUGGCUCUUUGAAUACAUUUUAAAGAGUAAAUGGAAGAGUACUUUUGUGAAACUCAUUGCUGAUGCAGAUUACAAUAACAGAAACAACCCUUUUCAUAUUGCGGCCACUACCAGCCAUGAGGCGACGAACCAAGUUGUAAAGCUCCUUGUUGAAGCUUACAAAGAAUAUAGUCCUAGUUGGAGUGUCAAUGACGUAGAUCAGUUGCCAUGGUUUAUAACGAAUAAAGCAUUUGAAGGGCCUUUGCAAUUGGCCAUACGCCACAAAAAUGAAGAACUUGCAUUAGACUUAUUGAAACUACACAAGAAUGCUAAUGAUAUUAGUGAGCUAUUAGAUUAUUACGAGCCACCGCACACUACUUUAUUUCUAGCUGUACAAAACAAUUGCUUUGAAGUAACAAAAUAUAUAUUGUCAAAAUUGGAUAGGAAAAGUUGGACCAAAUAUCUUAAGGAUUUCUCUGAUGAUGGUGAUGGAAGUAAUAUAAUGCAUCUAGUUCCAAGUUUGACAAAUGAAAAGUUCGGGACAUGGCUAGUAAAAGAAGUUCCAGAAUUCAUCACCCAAAAAGAUGACAACGAACAAUCAGCUUGGGAUAAAGCAUAUGAAAUCGGUCCUGCAUGGUUUAUAAAAGCAGUUUUGGAAAAGGAUCCAUCUGUGUUCGAUAGUGCACCAUUGGUUUGGACUAAAGCAUGUGAGAAGGGUCAUGUAUUAGCUCUUUGUGCCUUCAUCGAACAUAAUCCUGGAGCGUUUAGAGAUCUUUGUAUUGAAUAUAAGGAUUCUCCUUUGCAUCACAUAAAACUCAAAAAUUUAACUGGGUAUGAAGAGUUUCUCAAGAUUAAGCGCAUGAAGGAUUUAAUCAAUCUUCAAGAUUCCAAAGGGGUAACACCUUUACACAAAGCAAUACGAAAUAAAGACUUAUUCUUGACGGAAACGUUACUCACCAUGGAUAAGAUAAUAUAUAAUGUUUUAGAUGAUGCAAAUGUAUCUGCCAUAGAUCUGCUUUCUGAAGAAUGUGACAACAACCAAACAUGGGAUCGAAUGUGCAAAAGAAUUGGACUUGACCCAAGGAUAAAAACGACAUAUUUCCAAGAUAAGACAAAAUUGUUAGAUGUGCGAAACUCUCUAUUUAUAGUGGCGGCUUUACUAGCAACCAUUACGUUCACUGCUGGAUUCACUCUCCCUGGUGGAUUCAAUCAAGAAUCCGGAGUAGCACUAUUGGGAAAGAAGUCAGCGUUUCUAGGGUUUUUAAUAUCUAAUGCAUUGGCCUUAUUUUUUUCAAUGUUGGUGUUGAUUUGCCUCACAUGGUCCAUGGUUUUCGAUGACAGUAAAGCUAUGGUAUUGAUUGAUCGUAGUAUGGUGCUACUUCGUUUAGCACUUAACUGCACCUUAUUGGCGUUCAUGACUGGUGUAUAUGUUGUCAUAGCUCCAAAGUCAUUGUGGGCAGCUAUUCUUAUUAUUGUCAUCAUGAGCUCCCUCAUUGGAAUUUCAGUCAACAAGACUUUCUUGUAUAAUUUUCUAGAGUAUGUAUACAAGUUCAUCCCUACUCUAGUUAAAAAGCACAGAGGUCGAAUCCAUGAUGUGGAACGGGGCAUCCCGAAAGAACAAGGCCACUUGCAUGAUGCUUAGUCGUUGUGGGGCCUUGAUCAUACUGCUAGCCAGAGCCAAACAAAGUAGGACUCAAACGCGAAAGUGUGAAGAAUGUAGCUACCUAGGUUGAACUCGAACCCACUUUUGAAUAUGGAAACCGGGAAGUUGUAAACAUUGUAACGAUUUGCUGAACAUUGGUUUGCUUAUACUUCUUUUUGCAUGCUAAUUAGUCUUUGUGGGCAUCCCUGCUGAUUGCUUCUAAUACAAAAAUAUUCUUAUGGAGUACUUUAAUGUUGUUGAUGUCAAUUUCCAAUUUAUGAUCAAAGCGAGAUUAAUUG
This is a messenger RNA of Spinacia oleracea (spinach), 3389 nucleotides long. RefSeq names its product protein ACCELERATED CELL DEATH 6-like. The coding region runs from base 1468 to 3090 and encodes 540 amino acids. The record is from RefSeq and is a predicted model, not a curated record. Gene Ontology annotation, cellular component: plasma membrane. NCBI's taxonomy places the organism in Eukaryota, Viridiplantae, Streptophyta, Magnoliopsida, Caryophyllales, Amaranthaceae. The transcript has 6 exons. Gene Ontology annotation, molecular function: protein binding.